UACCAGGGCAUUAGAACACUGAGGGCGGCCUGUCGUGGGUGUGAAUCACUUCAAAGGCGGGCGCGAGGCUGCCCCGGACGUGGUUGUGUUGAACCAUAGCGAGGUCCAGGACCCUCCAUCAUGGCUGGGAGCGUGAAGGCCCUGAUCCUGCUGGCGUUCACCGGCUCGCUGGGCAUGAUGUUCAUGCUGCUGGCCUGUGCGCUGCCCCGGUACAACAACUGGUGGCCCCUGUUCGUCAUCAUAUUCUACAUCCUGGCACCGAUUCCGUACUCGAUGGCCCGCCGCUACCGGGAUGACAUGGGCGCCAGCAGUAGUUGUUUGGAGCUGGCCGUGUUCUUCACGGCCGGCAUCAUCAUUUCGUCGUUCGGUUUACCCAUUGUGCUAGCGCAUGCGCCCUCCCUCCAGCCAGUGAUUGAGUGGGGUGCCUGCGCGCUGGUUAUGACCGGCAACGUGGUCAUGUAUCUGACCAUCCUCGGCUUCUUCUUGGCCUUUGACGGCGAUGCCGACUCGUGGAACUACUUCUAGCCGCGGCGCGACGGCUGGCGGCCGCGGUACGCGGGCCACGGGGCACGGGGAAUGGUCCGCCUGAUGUCCGCGCAUCCAGGGCAUUGGCGCGCGGCGGCUGGGGGCUGGGGCGGUCAGGCCGUCCGACGUCGACUACGGCAGCUGCCUGAGGCCGCGGAGGGCCGGCGGCAGCGAGGCGCCGGCAGACUGGCGGCAGUCCGCGCCGCACGCGACGUGAGUGAUAGUUGGUAUCUCUUUUUUGUGAUCUGUAUACCGGUCAUGCUUUUGUAUCGUGGUUUUUGUUCCGCAUGCACUUUUCUGCACGUUGUUCAGCCCUGGGUCGCACUCCGCACGUGUACGUGGCGCGGAGGGUCUGUAAGCGUGCUCGCCGUCGCGCCGAGUUUGUUCAGGAUGUCUGAGCUUUAACCGUGGCUGCCCCUCAAUGGUGUGCUAUCCAGUCUGCACUGACGGAGGCUAUUCGUGGUCUGGUAUUAACUGCUUGUCGUACUGACGUGUAUCGUUUUGAAUUGCGUUUUCAUGGUUUAAACUUAAGCAGCAAUUUUCCACGUGAGAUUUAAUACAAUGGAUAAUAAACAUGCUUAGAGUGUU
Molecule: messenger RNA, 1113 nt
Organism: Pollicipes pollicipes
Lineage: Eukaryota; Metazoa; Arthropoda; Thecostraca; Pollicipedomorpha; Pollicipedidae
Product: leptin receptor overlapping transcript-like 1
Exons: 2
Coding region: 121-525 (134 amino acids)
Biological process (GO): late endosome to vacuole transport via multivesicular body sorting pathway
Cellular component (GO): endosome
Source: RefSeq, a predicted model, not a curated record